Molecule: messenger RNA, 1454 nt
Organism: Spea bombifrons (plains spadefoot toad)
Lineage: Eukaryota; Metazoa; Chordata; Amphibia; Anura; Pelobatidae
Gene: PPP1R3G
Product: protein phosphatase 1 regulatory subunit 3G
Exons: 1
Coding region: 370-1416 (348 amino acids)
Biological process (GO): regulation of glycogen biosynthetic process
Cellular component (GO): protein phosphatase type 1 complex
Molecular function (GO): protein phosphatase 1 binding; glycogen binding
Source: RefSeq, a predicted model, not a curated record
UGGAGUCUCCCCCUAUGUGGCUGCUGAUCUGCUUGGGUAUGUCCUGAGAGAAGAGUGCGAGUCCCAAACACGCAGCGCCCAGCAGGGGGACUGGAAGCGCUGCCCAUGGCGGUACGGCACCCAGCGGAGGGAGUACAGCGCCGGGUACCGACAUGGAAUAUGACAUUUGACACGUUAGUAUCCGGAGCCCAGCGGGAGCCGCGCAGAUUCGCGCUGGAGUUUCCAGUGGGUCAGUCCGCUGGCGGGAUCGGCAGCAGCGCCCGCAAUCUGCUAGGAGCAGCGGGCUGAGAAUCCGCCUCACGAGGAAGCACCACAGGGGUUAAAUCUCACGCACUUAACCCGCAGCAAAGCUUCACCUGCCUGCCCGCGAUGGACGGGCUGGGGCCGGAGAAAAAGCCCUUGGUGAGCCCGGGACAAAUAUACGCUCUGCUCGGAGUAAACAAAGCUGCAAUAAUUAACCCAGGACUACAAGAGGAGGAAGCGAUGCCUGCUGCUCAAAGCGAGGAGCCCCAGCGGACCAUGCACAGGGGGCUAGAGCUGCAGCAGCCCGUCCGCCCGGGCAGCCGUAACGCCCAGGGAGAGCAAAACGGCCAGCGGGAGCUGCGGGACUGUAUGGAGGGGUUAUGCGUGCGGGAGGAGCUGCGGGAUCGCACGCAGCGGCUGCACCCGGAGGAGUUUGGCCAUAGAUCGCAGGCCAGAGUUCGCCUUACCGAUACCAGAUACCCCCAGACGCUGCCCACCGAGGAGUCUCCCCGCAGGAGGGCGCGCUCGCUCCCAGAGACCUCCAUCCCCGAAGCGGGUGAGGAGGAAGAUGAGGCUUCGCUCGUGUGUUGCUGUAAAUUGAAGAAGAGGGUGCAGUUCGCGGAUUCGCUGGGGCUCACCCUGGCCAGCGUCAAACACUUCCUCUCCUCCGAUGAGCCGAUGGUGCCCCCUGCCGUGCUGGCCAGGCUUCAGAGUUACCCCCCGUCGGCGUGUGAGCAGGAAGAGGAUCCGGCGUCCAGCCUGCCGCUGCCGGAGGAGCUCCCGGGCAGGCUGGGGGCGCAGAGGCUGUGCUUGGAGCAAGUGUCCGCCUCCAUCUGGGGGGUCCGUGGCUCCGUGCUGGUCCAGGAUCCCGAGGAUGGGGGGCGGGUAAAAAUCCGCUAUACCUUCAACGAGUGGCUGUCUUACCUGGACUGCCCGGCAUCUGCCCCCGCGGGCCCGCUGCCUGCCAUGCAGCGAUUCCUCUUCACUCUCUGCUACCCUCCCACGACUGCACGGAUCCACUUUGCGAUCUGCUACACCGACGGCCACGGGCAGGAAACAUGGGACAAUAACCAGGGCAGUAACUACACCGUGACCUGCCAGCGAGAGCUCGCCCCCGGCAUCCAGAAUUGUGAUACCGAGCUGGACGCUUGGGAGAGCACGCAGCACUGGUAGUGCAAGAAUCCCGGGGCUCAUCCGCUUCGUGGAGACUU